This is a messenger RNA of Peronospora belbahrii, 1071 nucleotides long. NCBI's taxonomy places the organism in Eukaryota, Oomycota, Peronosporomycetes, Peronosporales, Peronosporaceae. The record is from the annotation of a GenBank genome assembly.
AUGGCGGUACAUAGCGGUGAUGAGAACUCACCUACGGACGCAGUAGCGACGCACGUGGGAGUAGAAGACAUUGGAAAGAUUGAAGAAUUGACAGUAAUUGGAGAAAAACGUCGUGAUCGUGAUGAAGAUGUUGUAUCGCUUGUACCGACCGUUCCAAGUGCUGAAGUUGAUGAUGAAGCCGCUUCACAGGACUCACAGGUGACGCAGGAUGACGAGAUUCACGAUGUUGUGGCUAGAAUAAAAGAGACAGCAGAUGUUGAUAUGACUUUUGAUGCUGCAGCUGCUGCUGCUGCUGUUGUACCACUCCCAGAGGCCAUGAAGGCUGAUUUAUCUACACCAGUACAGGAUGCAGUAGCCGCUGCGGCUGCCGCUGGCAUUGGUGUCGAUCCUGACGGUGCUACUAAUGUCAAAUUUGACAGUAAACGCAUGGCACGCGUGUCGUUCAACUCAUGGUUUGACUUCGACUCGUACUUUGAAUUGUACAUGCAGGAAACGUUCCAGCCCUUCCGCAUGCGCUCGUCCUGUAGUGUCGAGGCUUAUCGUCGUAAUCAACAAAAGGUGAUGCUGAACAACAAAAGCUCACGUGGACGUCGAGCUGAAUUUCCGGAUGAAGCUAUUCACCAUCACCGGAUAUAUAUGUGCACGCACGCAAUGAAGGCGCGGUGCCGUGGUGCGAACACCCGUCCUGGGCAAAAGUAUCGUGGUAUUGGCUGUAUGGCUAAGAUUAAUGUCAAGAUCACUCCAGCGGACAAUCCGUCCAAGUAUAUGGUGAUUGUCACUGAUCAGGUGGUAUCACACAACCAUCCAGUCAGUCGUGAGAUUUAUGAGGCGUACCCAGAUGUGCUACUCAAGAUGAUGCGGCGCAGUCAAUUGUCUCAAUCGAUGCUAGGUCAUCCACCUCCGCCUAAAUUUGAGACACCUCAGCAAACGCAAAAGUAUGAGCGAGCGAUGAAUACGUUCCAAUCUGUUGCGGAGACCAUGGCUCGAUUAAGUGACGAGGACUAUGAAGCGCAGCUUGGUCAAUUACAGCGGCUCUAUACUCCUACGACGGAGCAAGAUCAAACGGUCUGA